ACUUACUUGACUCCCCGCUCAGGCGUCGCUGUUCCUGUAGCCUCGACGAAUGCCUCAAAAAGAGAAAAAAAAAAUCGCACUGAAGCACUUUAGCUAAGCUAGCUAGCACGCUAGCUUUUCUUCAUAUGUGAUUCCUGAGAAGAAAGGAGUAUCAGGACAGGAGCAGUAGUUCAUGGAAGACAAGAAAAGGAAAAAAGACGAAAAAAGGAAAAGGGAAGCCUCCCAGAAGGUCACAGAACAAAAAAACAAAGUGCCAGACUUGACCAAGCCGGCGUCUGCCCAGUCUCCUGCCACUCAGAGCAGCUCUGCCUCCCCCAGCCCUGGACCCACCCCCUCUGCCUCCCCAUCCCCAGCCACCUUGGGCCCUGGCAGUGCUGCCACCCCGUCACAGGGCGGCAACAAUGCCAAGCGCCUGGCGGUGGCCAACGGACAGCCCACCUCCACCAACAUUUCUUCCUCCACCGCUGGCGGCCCCAGUGCUGCUGGAAACGGCAGUACAAGUAGCGGAGGCGGAGCCCAGGCGCCUCAGCAGCAACCACGCUACAUGCCGAGAGAAGUGCCGCCGCGAUUCCGCUGCCAGCAGGACCAUAAAGUGCUACUGAAGAGGGGUCAGCCGCCACUGUCCUCCAUGCUGCUGGGAGGGGGAGGAGGAGGGGAUGGCCCCAAUGCAAACAUGGCUGCUGUCUCAGAUUCUGGUGCAGCUGCCUCCUCAUUGGCCCUCACCUCAUCAUCAGUUGCUGCUUCUACUACUACUUCUAAUUAUGCAAAUUCCAUGUGGGGGGCGAGCUCAGGCAGCCAGGCCUCCUCUCAGGGCAGGGAGAAGGUGAUUGUCGAUGGCAAUGACCUGGAGGAGUGGCCUAGCAUUGCUGGCAGUGAUGGGGGAGGAGCUUCUUUCACCGGGGCUGGAGGGGGCAGCAGCAACAACGGAAUGCCUGUGAACAGCAUCAGUGCCUCUGGCAACCAAUCCUCACCCACUUCCUCAUUCUCUUUGCCCAAUGAAUGUAUGCAGUCGUCUAAUGGUGUGGUGUGGGGGAUGGCUGCCUCCCAGGGUCAUCUUGGAGGAGGGAAUGCAGUAGCUGCAGCUGGGACUCUGCUACAACAGCCCUCCUCACUUUCCAAAGCCUCCGCUGUGCCAGGGAGCCAUGAUGCCAGUGGCCCCGUUGACGGCAGCAGUGGGAUUCCAGGUGCCAAUUUCAAUCCAAAUGCCAACCCUUCGGCCUGGCCUGCCCUGGUGCAGCAGGAUGGGCCCGCUGCUGCAGGGGAAGGAGGCCCGUCUUCCUUCCAUCACCAGGGCCCUGGAGGGUCUUUGUCUGCCAACAACUCUGCUUCCCUGGGGCUGGGAGGUGGGGCAGUCGGGGUGCUGGGGGGUCACCCACCUUUAUCUGUGAAUCAAUCAAGCACCCAUCAGCGCCAACUUCACCAAAUGCAAUCCAGAGACAGAGAGAUGGGAGGGAAGUGGGACAGCGAAUCAGCGGGACCAAAAAUCACAGGGGGGGAAGGGAUUGGGGCAGGAAUGGACCGUAGUGUGGGAGGAGGCGAGAUGAGUGUGGGAGAUCACAGCCUUGCCUCCUCAUGGAGAAGCCAGCCUUCUUACCCUGCAGCUAACUCCAAAACGGGUGCCUCAAGGACUGAUGGAUGGGAGGGUGGAGGAGGUGGCGCAGGGGGAUUCGGAGCUGCUGAAGGAGAUAAUGGAACCUCGGGUUGGGGGUAUCCGAGUUCUACUAGUGGGGUUAAUGCUUGGGGCAGUGCUGGAACUGGUGGAAACAGUAGUCAAACCUCCGGGGUAUCUCAGGGAGGGUGGGGGUCAUCAGGAGUAGGAGGAGAGAGAGGGGUUUCUGGUGGUGAUUGGGGUGGGAGCUCCACUGGUAUUGGUGGAGCUAACCCAGGAGGUGAGGGAAUGGGUGGAGCCGGCAGUAGUAACAGCAGCAGUAGUGGGGGCAGCACCGCUGGCAACCCCCCUGCCACCUCUUCCUCUUCUUCAACAGCCACAACUAUGACCAGAGCUUGGGACAAUCAGAAGGGAGAAGGUGAAACAGGGGAAUGGGGUGGGGGAGGAGAAGGACAGGGAGCACAGGGAGGAUCUUCAUCCAGUGGUGGAAAUUCCAGAAGCGGGAGCGGGCCUAACAGCAGUCACAGUCGUCCUCGCCGCCCGGCACCUAAUGCUGAAGCUGCCUUACAGAACCUUCUCAGUCGGUCUGAUCUGGACCCUCGGGUCCUGUCCAACACAGGCUGGGGCCAAACACAGAUCCGACAAAACACAACCUGGGACUUUGAAGAACGUGGAGGACAAAGUAAAGGUGGGUCAUCAUCAGCCACAUCAAAACACCCAUCUUCUCUUGGUGGUUCUUCUCAGUAUUCUGGUGGACCUAGAACCCAAAUCCCUGAUUCUAUGGGUCCUGGUGCCAGUCCUUCCCUGGUUCCUUCUGCUGGGUCCUCCGGAGAGGGAUGGGAGAGCAGCAGCAACAGUAGCAGUAGUGGGGCAUCUCUGUCUGGGCGAGCCCCACCACCUUCAGGCCCCAACAUUAGGAAUCUUGGCGUCUCACAAUCUGGGCCAGUGACCCCAACAGGACCUGGUAUGGGGUCAGGUGUUAUACCAGGACAUAGCCAGCAAGGAAAGGCUACAGGCUGGGGUGGAGGAGGGGCUGGUGCUGGGGAUGGCCAGGAGGCCAAGGGUUGGGGGAAAGAGGAAUGGCGAGACAGUAGUAGAGGUGGAAAUGGAGGAGGAGGAUGGGGUGAUCUUGGGCAACAGGGUAACCCAGUGAGUGGAGGCUGGGGAGGCGGCCAGGAGGAGAAAGGGACAGGGGGAUGGAAAGAAAUGGGAGGAAAUGGAGGAGGAAGUGGGUGGGGAUCAGGACAGAAGGUGGGAGCAGGUAGGGACUGGGGAGAACAACAGUCCAAAUCAAAUAGUGGAGGAGGAUGGGAGGAUGAGAGGAAGAAUGGAGGAAACUCAGGUGGGGAUUCAGGUGUGGGUGGUUGGGGGAGCUGGGAUGAUGGUGCUCCCAGGAGGACCUGGGGAGCAGGGGGCACAGGGGGAGGUGGGAGUGGUGGAGGGGGGGUGGGUGUUGUUGGGGGGUCUAAACCCCAGCAAAGUUGGAGUGGAGGAAACAAAAUGCACCAGAUGCCAAACAGCCAGUCGGGUUCCAUCACAGGCCCACAGGCACAACUGCAACAGCAACAAUCACAGCCCCGCAAUCAGCAUCCACAGCGACAGCAAGCGUUGGACCAAGGGGCUAUGCAAGGGGGCGGGGGGAGGAAACCCAUCUCUCAAGUCCAGAAUCAGAACCAAAGCUCAGGCUGGACCUCUGGGCCCAUCCCUGGUGGCUCCGGAGGAGGCGGAAGUGGAUCUGAACCAAGCGGCUGGGAGGAACCCUCGCCGCAGUCUAUAAGCAGGAAAAAAGAGAUAGACGAUGGGACAUCAGCAUGGGGAGACCCAACCCAUUACAACUACAAGCCGGUCAACCUGUGGGAUAAGAACAGUGCACCUGCUGGCCAACAGCCGCAUGGCCAGGCUCAGGCUCAGGCUCAGGCUCAAGCUCAAGCUCAAACUCUGGAUGACUUACAGGUCGUACCUGGAGAGAUCGAGCACACAAACAUCUUCUCAAGUGUUGUGUGUCCGUCAGGUUGGGGUGGUGCUUCUCCAACUAGUCCUACAGUAGACAAUGGCACAGCAGCUUGGGGAAAGCCUACAGACGCCCCUACUGGCUGGGGAGACCCUGAAGAUGCUGGAGGGAAGACAUCGGGCUGGGGAAACCCUUCUCCCAACCCCAUCAAAUCUGGUUCAAAGUCUAUGCAAGAUGGCUGGGGAGACAAAGAGGGAUCUGUGGCUGCUUCACGUCACUCAAGCUGGGAGGAUGAGGAGGAGGGAGGUGGCAUGUGGAACAGCGCCGGCUCCCAGGGAAGCAGCUCAUCAUGGGGACAGGGAAGCAACGGGGGCUGGGGACAGAGCCACGCUGGGAAGAAGCCCAGCAACAAGGGUCCACUGAAGGCUGGCGUUGGAGACUCUUGGAUGAGCCCCAUCAACAGACAAUUCUCUAACAUGAUACUGAACGAUGACCCCAUUGGCCCAAACAUUGACCUGGCUCCAGGUUCCCUCCAGGAGAAGAAGAUGGAUAUGGAUAAAAGGGGCAUGGGGAUGAAUGAUUACAAUGGAGAUAUGAGAAAGGGAGGAAGAGGAGGAGGAGGAGGAGGGGGGAUGGCUUAUCGUCCUCCUGUUUCCAAAGAGGCAGCACCUGGAGAUGCUGGGUCCUACUAUGACAAGACCUUGCCUUUGACCAAUCAGGAUUGGUGCCUUGGGGAGGAGGGUCCUUGCUCUCUGUACUCACCACCCACUGUCUACAAGCCCCAUUCCCUCUUCAACCACACUAUCCCCUUUAGACAAGGUGGUCACAGUAUCUUUGGCAGUGGAGGAGGGAUGGCUCAGUCAAGACACCAGCCAAGUGUCCCACCCAUAAACCAGUCCCCGGGGAUACGAGCGCAAGUGCCUCAUCAGUUCCUGUCACCUCAGGUGCCAGGCUCUGUGCUGAAGCAGAUGCCCCCUCCCAGCGGGAGCGUGGGGGGUGUUGGCGGCGUGGGAGGAGUGGCAGGAUUGGGGGGAGGUGUGUUCCCUCCUCAGCUGUCCCCCCAGCAUAUUGCCAUGCUGAGCAGCAUCUACCCACCUCACAUCCAGUUUCAGCUGGCUUGUCAGCUCCUCCUCCAACAGCAGCAGCAGCACAAACAGCAGCAACAGCAGCAGCUACUGCAAAACCAGAGGAAGUUCACACCAAACGUGCGGCAGCAGGCUGACCCUCAACAGCUGGCCAGGAUCAUGGCGGUGCUCCAACAGCAAAGGCAGCAGCAGCAGCAGCAGGUUGGGGGUUUAGGUGGCAGCUCCAAACUCUCUCCCUCCCACCAUGGUGGAGUUGGCGGAGGGGGCCCCAAACUGCCUGGGGUUGAUCCCCUGCCCCAUCCAGGCCUGGCAGGAUCUGUGGCUGACUUGCACCAUAAAAAUCUUGGACCAUACUCUGGGUUUAGUUCUGGAGUCAACCCCCCAGGUCUGGACCUAGUUGGGGGACCUGUGGGCAUGAAAGACUUAGGGGGUCAACAGUCCCGCUUCAAAUGGAUGAUGGAGGGACACUCUUCUCCAGACACCUCCUCACCUGAGAACGCAUUCCACAAAAAUGGUCCUGUCACCCCCAUGAAGAUGCCGGGGGGCUCGCCCUACUCUCAGUACGACAUGAUGGUUGAUGGGCUGGGAGACAACUGGCAUCGCACCCCUGGCAACAAGAUGGGUACCAAGCCUCCCACCACACCCAGCUGGCCCCCUGAGUUCCAGCCUGGUGUGCCGUGGAAGGGAAUCGACCGUGUCGACCCUGAAUCUGACCCCUACAUGACCCCAGGAAGCAUGAUGGGAAACGCGGUGUCCCCCAACCUCAAUGAUACUGAGCACCAGUUGUUACAAGAUAAUACUGAUUCCACCCCUCCCCUCAACACCUUGCUGCCUUCACCUGGUGCCUGGCCCUACAGUGCCUCAGACAGUCCCCUCAACAACGCACACAACUCAGCAAAGUACACAGACUACAAGACCAGCUGGCCCCCCGAGCCCAUCGGACACAAGUCCUGGAAAGCCAGCCGUGGCAGCAGCCAGUCUCAGCUGUCCCGCCCACCUCCAGGACUAGCCAGUCAAAAGCAGCCAUCACCUUCGCCUUGGACUGGAGGAGCCCCUCGAUUGGCCAGCCGGGGCUGGGGCAGUGGCUCGAGCACUACUGGCUCGACCUGGAGUGAUGGCAGUUCUCGAGAAAGCUGCUGGUUGGUGCUCAGCAACCUCACACCACAGAUUGAUGGCUCCACUCUGAGGACCAUCUGCAUGCAGCAUGGCCCUCUGCUGACCUUUCACCUUGGCCUGACCCAGGGCACCGCUCUGAUUCGCUACGGCUCCAAACAGGAGGCAGCCAAGGCCCAGAGUGCACUCCACAUGUGCGUUCUGGGUAACACUACCAUCUUGGCAGAGUUCGUGAGCGAGGACGAUGUGACUCGCUACAUUGCACAUUCCCAGGCAGGAGGAGCAGGGAGCGGAGGAACCACAGCCGGCUCUGCAGGCUCUGGGCCUACGGCAUCCUCCGCAGUUGGGGCUAACGGUAACGGUGGUAGCUGCGACAGAAGUGGAGCAGGAGGCAGCAGCGGGGGAGCAGGAGUAGAAGGAGGUUCCACAGUUGGAGGAGCAGGAAAUGGAGGAGCCGGGCAUUCCAGCUCUGGGUGGCAGAGUCUGGACAGCACAGGCAGCUCAUCGGACCAGUCUGUCACCCAGGGGCCCGGGCUGGGCAUCUUCGCCCAGUGGAGCAGCAAUGGGACUGGGGUGGGUGGGGCUGGAGGUGUGGAGGCUGGAAGGCAGGGUCUGUGGGGUGGAAUGGGUGGGAUGAGCGGGGUGGGGUACCCCAGCAGUAGCCUCUGGGGUUCCCCAGCUCUUGAGGAUCGUCACCAGAUGGGCAGCCCUGCCUCACUGCUGCCAGGGGACCUGCUGGGCGGCGGGGCGGACUCCAUCUGAGGGGCCGACUGACACACAUACACACAUAUUUUACACCCAAGUUGUAAUACAUAUGUCACACUCUGUAUUUAUUUACACGUAGAGAUGACAUUAAUUAAAGCUACACUGGUCACUCAACAAGCAUACUACACACAGGCUACAUGCAGUACAUGCACACAUUAUUUUCACACAUACACAUUAAGCCGCUUAACUUUAAAUGAAGACAACAGUAAAACUUGAACCGGGGGAAAAAGGUGAAAUCCAUUAAACUCUUAGGACUCAACUGGAUAGCUCUUUGUCUUUUUACUCCAAAUCCCACCAUCUGCAUUCAGAGACCCGAUCACUCAGGCAUGCACUGUAGACAGGCUCAGCCAGAGUCGUACAUGUCAACAAGUUUAGCUAUUGCUGUUUUUAGUGUGCCACAAAUUUUUUUUUCCUUUUGUAUUACUAUUUAAUGGUCGAAUCUCAAAAUUCAGACUUGCAGACUGAGCCCUCGUAGACCUGCCUGGCGUACUUCAGAGUUCUCAUGUUUGGAAGCUUGAGAGUGGGGAAGGAUCUGGAGUUUGUAGAAAUUUUGGGACAGCGCCACACUACUGAGUCAUAUGGACGAUCAGCAACCUUUGAGGUCUGGAAAAGGAGAGCGUUUUUAGUAGGUACCGACACCUCUACCUUGGUGGAAAUAUGCCAUCAACAUGGGACCCAGGGUAAAAAAAAAAAAUCAAAACAAAAACAACAUUAGCCAAACUUGCACUAUAUGCCUCUGGGUUUGUUGUUGAUACAUCCUCCACAAAUCCCUCCAUUUUUGAAACAGAGCUACAACACAACAACUACACAGACCUUACAGGACGACUAAGUGUUACAACAGCAGUGGCCUUGGCUAACACCCAGCGGCCGCCCGCCCGCCAUGUCAGCAGCAUCACACCUUCUCAUCAGUUACACACUGCUCUUAUAUUUGACAAGCAAAAUUGUAACUCCUUGUUGAUGUACGUUGGUUGUUUAUCUAUUUUUUUUUUUUUUUUUUUCUGUUUUAAAAGAAAAGAGAAACGUGUGAAACUUUGUGGAAAUCCAGAGAUGUCCUUUUUUUUUUUUGCCCUUCAAACACUGACCUCGCUAUUGUAUUUUUUCUUACUCGAGAAAUCAAGUUGGUUAUUAUAUAUUGUCAUGAUGUUAAUGAUGAAUAUGAUCACUUAUUUACUCGCUGUUCAAGGUGCCCUCCUGCCUGCCUGUGUGUGCAUGAAAGGAGUGAUGACAGUAUGACCGAAUGGAGGAGGAUGUGAUGAAGAUAAUAAUGAUGACGACGAUAUCGGGAGUGUCUGUGUUAUUGCUACAAUGUUGAAUGUUUCUUUCUUUCUUGUCCAUGAGAGAUUCAUGAGAAACCUUUUGUGUGGGUGUGUGUGGGUGGGUGUGUGUGUGUGUGCGAGUGUUUGUUUGGGUGUGUGUGUAUGUGUGUGUGUGUGUGUGCUUGCUUUUGAACACUUAUCUGCUCCAGUCAGGGAAGUGAAUAGAUAUUAAUCUGACAUCUUGCAUUUGAGGGAGUUUGUGUGUGUGUGUGUGUGUGGAUGUGUACACGUUUGCGUGCUUGACUGUGGAUAUUGUGAUAGCUAAAAAGUUCAAAAACAUUGGCACUAUUGCAUAUGUCUCUUAAGUUGUGUUUUUUAGCAGCAUUUUGUUCCUGUUUGUAUUUUUUUUUUUUUUUUUUCUGCCAAAUGCAAUAAGAGAAUAUUUAGUUUUUAAGACGAAGCAACCAACUGAAGGCAUUUCUAUCAAAAAUGCCAAAUCCUACCAUACCAAGCUGAGCUGGAACAGUGUUUUACAGACACGUUAAAGACAUUACCUGUUAUAUUUUACUGUUUUUUGUUUCUUUUUUGUUAUUAUGUACCAAUUUAAAUUAAGUCAGUCUUUAUUAUCACUCCUGUUCAGGAUGUUUUCGUUUAUUUCAGAUGUUACAAAAAGGAGAGGAAAUUAAUUUAAAGCGGAAAAGAACAAGAUAAUAAAGGUUGAAUUGAAGUCUGCA
Molecule: messenger RNA, 8513 nt
Organism: Morone saxatilis (striped sea-bass)
Lineage: Eukaryota; Metazoa; Chordata; Actinopteri; Moronidae
Gene: tnrc6b
Product: trinucleotide repeat containing adaptor 6B
Biological process (GO): miRNA-mediated post-transcriptional gene silencing; positive regulation of nuclear-transcribed mRNA poly(A) tail shortening
Cellular component (GO): nucleoplasm; P-body
Molecular function (GO): nucleic acid binding
Source: RefSeq, a predicted model, not a curated record